CCUGGAUCGGUGCCAACGAUAGUGUGAAAGAGGGAACAUGGGUGUGGGAAGACGACGGCGCUGUGGCCACAGAGUUGCCCGGACUUUGGUACCCAAGUGAACCAAGUAACAAAACGCUCUCAGAGGACUGUGCACUAAUUGUUUCGGCGCAGGUUUUUGAUGAAGAAUGUGACAGACAUAAUAGAUUCAUUUGUGAGGAGAAAGGUACUUCAUUUAAAUAUCACUUUACAUCGGUUGAACGAUUAUGUUGUCAACGUGAUCUACAGAAUGGAACAAACACGAAUCGACGUUUUCAUCAAACAACUCACAACAUUGUUUCUGUUAUCAGUAUAUAGAAUUUUAUUAGCAAAGGAAUGCAUGUGGCUUACGAAACAAAUCAAACAUUAUCAAUGUUAUCACUUGACAAUUUAUUAACAUUACACUAUACGUUAAAAUAAAGAAAUCAAGCACAAAGAGGCCGCAUGGGAAUAAAGCUAUUCUAUAUUAUAAAUCAACAAACUUGUUGCUAGCAUGAAUGUAAGAAUAGACUACCGAAUAGUUUAUAGCAUAAAUAGACUACAAAAUUUAGUAUAAAUAGACUAGUAAUUUGUGGCUAGUAAAAAUAGACUGCUAAAUUGUUGCUAAUAGAAAUAGACCAGUAAAUUGUUUCUAGCAGAAGAAGAAUAUUAAAUUUUGCUAGUAGAAAUAGACUAGUAAAUUGUUGCUAGUAGAAAUAGACUAGUAAAUUGUUGCUAGUAGAAUAUGACUACUAAAUUGAUACUAGAAUAAUUAGACUACUUACUUGUUGCUAGAAUAAAUAGACUACCAAAAUUGUUGCUAUUGUAAAUGAACUGUAUAGGUCUCGACGUUGUAUGUCUCUUACCAUUGUAUGACCCUUAAGAUUGCAUGGCCCUUACCAUUGUAUGGAGAUUACGAUUGUAUUGCUCUUACCAUUGUAUGAAUCUAAAGAUUGUAUUUACUUCACAUAUGACUUUCACACAGAUCUAUUGAAUAAAUAAUCCGAUGCUAUAAGAUGUAUGGUAAAGAGCCUAUCUUCAAACACAUGCCUCCAUUUUUACUUAUCUCCUUCUAAACUCCUGCGCAUGAGUGGUCGAGUGGUCUCAAGUUGGUGGUCUGGAGUUCAAUUCCAGCCAAAGCCCAGUCAAGCAAACAAAUCUCACCAGCCCCCCGGGUAGAUGGGACUCGUUAACCUUGGUCGGCAACUAAUCUAAGAGAAGGCAACUCUAAAUUCAAAACCCCGAGAUGGCGUCCCCUACAGGCGGCAAACAUAGAAAAAUAAUGAAUCAUUCCGACAACCCCUGCGACGCCCCGGAUGCCAUCACUGAGACAAAAAACAAUAAAUUAUUCCGAAACAAAAGUAUUAUCUAAAUAUUUGAUCUGUGACAAACUUAAUAAACUUAUUAAUUGUAGUUAGCACUGUUUUGAGUGUCGUAUUCUUGUGCUAUUGUAUUUCCCAUAUGGUAUCGUCUUUUGUUAUGCACUGUUUAGAACGAGCCAUACACUUUAAAUAAGAGAUUAAUUUCUCCCUAUAGACAUCAGAGCGUAACACCCUUAUAUGGCCCUUAAAAUUCAUUGCCCCUUAAAACUUUAUGGCCCUUAAGAUUGUAUGGCCCUUAACAUCGUAUGUCCCUUAACAUUGUAUGGCUCUUACGAUUGUAUUGCUUUUACCAUUGUAUGGUCCUUAGAUGGUAUGGCCCUUAAAAUUUAUGGCCUUUAACAUUUAUGGCCCUUAAAAUUGUAUGACCCUUAACAUUUAUGGCCUUUAACAUUGUAUGGACCUUAACAUUGUUUGGCUCUUACGAUUGUAUGGAUUUUAUCAUUGUAUGGCCCUUAAGAUUGUAUGGCUAUUACCACUGUAUCGCCCUUAAGAUUGUAUGGCCCUUAAGAUUGUAUGGCUAUUACCACUGUAUGGCCUUUAAGAUUGUAUGGUCUUAAGAUUGUAGGACCCUUUAAAUUUUAUGGCCCUUAAGAUUGUAUCGCCCUUAAGAUUGUAUGGCCCUUAAGAUUUUAUGGCCCUUAAGAUUGUAUGGCCCUUAAGAUUGUAUCGCCCUUAACAUUGUAUGGCCGUUAAGAUUUUAUGGCCCUUAAGAUUUUAUGACCCUUAAGAUCGUAUGGCCCUUAAGAUUGUAUGGCCCUUAAGAUUGUACGACCCUUAAGAUUGUAUGGCCCUUAAGAUUGUAUGGCCCUUAACAUUGUAUGGUCUUAAGAUUUUAUGGCUAUUACCAUUGUGUUGCUUUUUAUUUUCUAUUAUAACAACACUAGUUUGAUAUUUAUUCUAGUAGGAAAGUUUAAAGGCGAUGUUAUAGGUUUAAGCUAGAAAAUAAGUUGAAUUAUGUUUCAACAAGAUCCCAAUAGGAAUGAAACUUGCAUUUUGAUAUAUUUGACAGCGAUGAUCACAACUCCAGAUCUGGCGGCUUCGGCGAGCACAACAAAAGAUCCGAUCACAACUCCAGAUCUGGCGGCUUCGGCGAGCACAACAAAAGAUCCGAUCACAACUCCAGAUCUGGCGGCUUCGGCGACAGUAGACCCGAUCUGUACGUCCACCUCAUCUGUGACAGUUCCGGUAACCACAAUGAUGAAAUGUGACGCCAUUUUCAUCAACGUCAAUGUUCAAAUGCUGUUGUUGUUAAAUUUGUACGCGUUCAGUUAUCUAGUUAUUUGAAUUGAACUAUUAUUAUUUUAUUUUUUUUUCUUAGAUUUUCAUUAUAUACAGGAAAUCAUUUUUUGUUUUACUUGAUUUCAAGCAGUAUUUUUUUUUUUUAAAGUGGGAAGUAAAAUAAAUUUUUUACAUAAAUAAUCAACAUUGUCAAUAAUGGUUUAUAGGUAGAGGAUUCAAGUGAUUCAGGUCAAGUUUUUGUUACACCUGUGCAAAAUAAUUUCGAAAUCACGAAUUAUCUAGCGAAUGUGUACAAAGGAAUGUUGUUUUGAAUGAAAUACUGUUCGAAUGAAACUACUGAAAAGAAGCGUUAAAAAAAAACAAAAAAAAAACACUUAAUGUCAAGUGAAAGGGGAGUGAACAGGGUGCACCACCACACCCCAGAGAAAAUCGACUCAAAGGCAGACCAGGGCUUAGAUGGAUGGGUGCAGUCGAGAGGGAUGUUUUUUUAAAUAAUGUUUAUUUAAAAUUAAUUGAUGAAAUUGAUUCUAAAAACGAAAGCUUUACAUGUUAUUAUUUCCUGUCAUAAUUUAAUGAAAAAGCUAACAUGUUUACUUUGUUUUCUGAAUUCUAUAUAAAAAGAAAGAUUUUUUUUUAAAAAUCGGUUGAAACAAGUUCAUUGUAAAGAGACUAUCAUUUAGAAAACAUUUCUUUCGUUGUACAAAUGGCAUUUUUUAAAAAUUGUUUUUAUCCCUCAUAAUCGGUAGCUGUUGUGCACGAGUUAUUAUGUUUGAAGCCGCACACUCUACUUGAACAUUAUUAAAACAAUUACCAGCAAGAAUAUCAGUGUUAAAAUAAUUAUCAGCAAGAACAUCAGUGUUAAAACAAAACAUUUAUCAGCAAGAAUAUCAGUGUUAAAACAUUUAUCAGCAAGAAUAUCAGUGUUAAAACAUUUAUCAGCAAGAAUAUCAGUGUUAAAACAUUUAUCAGCAAGAAUAUCAGUGUAAAAACUAUUAUCAGCAAGAAUAUCAGUGUUAAAACUUUAAUCAGCAAGAAUAUCAGUGUUAAAACAUUUAUCAGCAAGAAUAUCAGUGUUAAAACAUUUAUCAGCAGAAAUAUCAGUUUUAAAACUAUUAUCAGCAAGAAUAUCAGUGUUAAAACUAUUAUCAGCAAGAAUAUCAGUGUUAAAACUAUUAUCAACAAGAAUAUCAGUGUUAAAACAGCUAACAUUCCUUAUGUCUCAACACCCGUCAGUUUGGUUUCUUAUAAUUUUUCUUGUUUCCGAUACGAACUAUAACUUGAACAUCAAAGUAAACUGUGCGAUUGAUAUUUCAACAUUUCUUUUAAUUAAUAGCUUCUAAACUAUUUCAAUAGUUUCAUUCGAUUUCCUUAGUGAAGAUUGAAUUUGUAUGUAUUCUUUUCUUCCCAUUUCCUU
Lymnaea stagnalis (great pond snail) is the source of this 4031-nucleotide messenger RNA. The record is from the annotation of a GenBank genome assembly. NCBI's taxonomy places the organism in Eukaryota, Metazoa, Mollusca, Gastropoda, Lymnaeidae.